UCCCGGAGCAAAAGAGGACGUCGAAUAAAAGUGGCAAGCCCUCCUCCACCGGAUCCUCUGCUCCGGCGCCACCGAAGAAGGCAGGCGGGUAGGACAUAGCAGCAAUCAUGUCUUUCGAUCCAGUUUCAUUCGCGAAGGAUUUCGUCGCCGGUGGCGUCGCCGCGGCUAUUUCCAAGACGGCUGUCGCGCCCAUCGAGCGAGUCAAGCUUCUGCUGCAGGUGCAACAUGCCUCCCAGCAAAUCACCGAAGCCCAGCGCUACAAAGGCAUGGUCGACUGCUUUGUCCGGAUCCCCAGGGAACAGGGCUUCCUCAGUUUCUGGCGUGGCAACCUCGCCAACGUCAUCAGAUACUUCCCCACCCAGGCGUUGAACUUCGCCUUCAAGGACAAGUACAAGCAGAUCUUCCUUGGUGGCGUUGACAAGAAGACCCAGUUCUGGCGCUACUUCGCCGGCAACCUGGCCUCUGGAGGCGCAGCCGGAGCCACAUCCCUGUGUUUCGUCUACCCGCUGGACUUUGCCCGAACCAGGCUGGCUGCCGACAUCGGCAAGGGUGCGGGACAGCGGGAGUUCACUGGGCUGGGCAACUGUCUUGCAAAGAUCUUCAAGUCCGAUGGCCUCAUGGGGCUGUACCGUGGCUUCAACGUGUCUGUCCAGGGCAUCAUCAUCUACCGGGCGGCCUACUUUGGCUUCUUCGACACGGCCAAGGGCAUGCUUCCGGACCCCAAGAACACUCCCAUUGUCAUCUCUUGGCUCAUUGCACAGACUGUGACCACUGUGGCGGGCAUCAUGUCUUACCCGUUCGACACUGUCCGGAGGCGGAUGAUGAUGCAAAGUGGCCGGGCGAAGCAAGACCUCAUGUACAAGAACACCAUCCACUGCUGGGGCAAGAUCUACAAGACUGAAGGCGGCGCCGCUUUCUUCAAGGGAGCCUUUUCCAACGUCCUCCGAGGCACCGGAGGUGCACUGGUGUUGGUCCUGUACGACGAAAUCAAGGCCUUCAUCUUCUAGGUACCAUACACUGUGUGCAUAAGACUCUCGAGAGCAAACAAAGUGGAAACACAAGCUUUGCCUAGGCUUCAAUGCCUGCCUCCCCCACAGACUUCUUGUUGUUGGCGCAGUUUUUCCUUUAUGAGUCGUUGAAUUUUGAUAGCCUUUGUUCUGCCCUGUCUGGGGAAGUAGACUCUGCUGGACUGGAGGAUGUCAUCCCCUCCCCAAUUGGCACAUAACUUAAUCUGAGCACAUAUUCCACUAGCCGUUUGCUAAUUUAAUGGGGAUGAAUGCAGGGAACUCAUUCCUGGGGGUUUCUGGGGGGUGCUGAGCAGUUUUUGAAGCUAGAGCAAGUAAUAAAAGAGUAGAAAAAAUUU
This is a messenger RNA of Rhipicephalus sanguineus (brown dog tick), 1363 nucleotides long. Its product is annotated as ADP,ATP carrier protein. Gene Ontology annotation, biological process: mitochondrial ATP transmembrane transport; mitochondrial ADP transmembrane transport. Lineage: Eukaryota; Metazoa; Arthropoda; Arachnida; Ixodida; Ixodidae. The coding region runs from base 108 to 1007 and encodes 299 amino acids. Gene Ontology annotation, molecular function: ATP:ADP antiporter activity. Gene Ontology annotation, cellular component: mitochondrial inner membrane. The transcript has 2 exons. The record is from RefSeq and is a predicted model, not a curated record.